UCAUGUGAUUUGAUACCAAUCUCGAGCCUGAAUCUCUUGCUUCUGGCGCAUACUGCAUCCGAACAAUUUACAGCACAUCUGUAAUAGGUGAGAGCGCAUCCGGAAUAGGGAGGCUACUAUCUAAUGUUGUUAUUGCGCAUGCUAACGCCAUUAUUAGUUUUUUUUGAUGAUUGCUAUGGGCUAAGGAAACGUCGAGGAGCUCACGAGGACGUGGCACAUUUUCGAUAUCUAAUUGCAACGAAGGCCCAAUCUACGAUCACCUGGACAUAAUUGGGAGUGAAAGACGAAAAGGGACAGCAAUAUUAGUAGGACAGAGGGGAGAGGAAGCGAAAAGAAACCUAAUACCGCCACAAUGCCUCCAACACCACAAGAACUCUCCCUCCUCAUAAACCCUCUCGUUCCGGACUCAGUCAUACAUAAUAACCGCACUCUCUCAACCCUCCACUCCCUAACCGCUUUCCUCCUCGGCAUCUGCGCCGGAAUCCUCGGCCUGCAAUCAUCGUAUGGCUUCCUCUUCUACCUCAUCGGCACAAUACUCGUCUCCUUCCUGUUCCAUGCGGUUUUAAUCGGGUUCGGAAACAGCGGGAUGGGAGUUGGCGCAUACUUCCCCGGCACAGGAGAGAUUACUACGGAGGAAGUAGAUGGAUCUUCGGGGGGGGAUAAAAGGAGUCUGCAGUCGAGAAAGGGUGCUUGGAGGGAUCUUUGGUUUGGCGGUGGGGUUAUGGGAGAGGCGCUUAGUGGCUUUGUGCUUGGGUGGGCUGGGGUUGGGGGUGUGUUGAGGUAGUUUACAUCCGGAUUCCUCUGUCUCUGUAUUAUGUAUCGCGUUGAAAGGAAUAUAUGUAUGACUUUUUUGAGCUCGUAUAGCCGUAUAUAUCGCGGUCAGCUCUCGUGAGCUGUCUGAAAUUUUCAAGUCCUCGGGCAGCAUCUGUUCAAUUCAUAUUUUGAUGCAAUAGUGACAGCAUCUGGGAUUGAGCUCUUCUUGUAAUCAUAUGGGAGUGAUAUUUUCCCUGCUCCACUACAGUACCUCGCUACCGUUUUCAAAAAAUUUCUGCACGCCUAGGCCGAUUUGGCUUGCGUAGAGGUUUCAGAAGAAAUGGCCGAAGCACUAGAUCCACAUAGAAUAACUUGAGCAAGGGGCAUAUUCACUACUGUGGACGUAAAACAUAUAUCUACUCUAUAAUGCAUCAAAAUAUCGAGAAGAAAUGCGGAAAACAUGUACAAGAAGGGAUAUAUGUGUGUGCUAUGAAUACGCCCAUAACAAGAAAAAAGUCGUAAGGCUGAAAAGGGGGACGGAUGAAAAAAAUAAUCGGAAACCAAAUUCCCACUUAACAUACGGGGAUAGGAUAAAACUGGACUGUUUGACAAGAACCUAAGAAGAGGCAAGGCGCUGAUGAGGGUUGGGAGUAAGCAUGUGAUUUUCAACGUCUGAUGGUUCGUCUCUGAG
Molecule: messenger RNA, 1444 nt
Organism: Blastomyces gilchristii SLH14081
Lineage: Eukaryota; Fungi; Ascomycota; Eurotiomycetes; Onygenales; Ajellomycetaceae
Exons: 2
Coding region: 353-784 (143 amino acids)
Biological process (GO): protein folding in endoplasmic reticulum; autophagosome assembly
Cellular component (GO): endoplasmic reticulum; EMC complex; membrane
Source: RefSeq, a predicted model, not a curated record